Messenger RNA from Nomia melanderi (Alkali bee), 7917 nucleotides. It is a transcript of the gene kto, whose product is annotated as mediator complex subunit kohtalo. The record is from RefSeq and is a predicted model, not a curated record. Gene Ontology annotation, biological process: positive regulation of transcription by RNA polymerase II. NCBI's taxonomy places the organism in Eukaryota, Metazoa, Arthropoda, Insecta, Hymenoptera, Halictidae. Gene Ontology annotation, cellular component: mediator complex. Gene Ontology annotation, molecular function: transcription factor binding; transcription coactivator activity.
AAACAGAGAGUAUUACUUCACAAGCGAUUCUAAUCAUGAAUUCUAGUAACAAGAAAAUUCAUUGACUGUCAUUAUGCAGAACUCUUUUACCUACAUUCUAUUAUAUAGUUGAAAUUUUCAACGCAAUAUAUUUAUUCUAAUGAAGUUGGUAAUUCUUUUAUAGUUUGUGUAUUUUAAGUAAUUAUUUAUUUAGUCAAUAAUGUUACCUGCCGAUCUUAAAGAUAUACGGAGUAUUGCAUUUUUAGAUCACUAAAUUUUCCAAAUCUUAUGCAGUAAGUAAUAUUACAAUGCGCUCUAAAGACAUUCCGAUACCGAGGUCGCGUUCGAUUCGUAUACGUUUCGUGGAAGUAGAUAAAUAAAUGAAAUAAUUAAAAAUAUAGUUACAUGAAUGUGUCAACCGUAUAUAUUCAUGUUCAUGAUUUUAAUAGUAACGCGCCACCUGGAAGCCUUCGUAUACGUAGUGACAGUGUUGGGUUACAGUUUACAGUGUUGAGCAAUUGUAAAUAUGUCAUUAUCGAAGGUUACAUUUUUUACACGACAACGGAAAUAAACUCGAAACGUUACGGCCAAUUUAUUUAAAUAUAUAUGCGGACAAUGUCGAUAGCCGGCUGUCAAUUUUGAUAAUUUCCUUGUACCAUGAUGGGAAUAUUGUAUGAGAAACGGCCACUAAAACGGCCUAAACUGGGGCCGCCUGACGUAUAUCCUCAAGAACCCAAGCAGAAAGAAGACGAGCUCACUUCUAUAAAUGUAAAACAUGGAUUCUCUACGAUACUUCAACUGUCCGAUGAAUUUGGAACUGCAAGAAACUGUAAUGUCACUGCCGCUAAAGUGGGAGCAUACUUUAAUGGGAUUCUUGCAAAGAAGGAAGAACUUUCUACGAUGCCCGACACAGGCAGAAAGAGGCAACAAAUUAAUCCAAAAGAUAAUUUCUGGCCAGUAACUGCAAGAACAAAAAAUGGCAUAGAAGCAUGGUUUAAAGAUCUUUCUGGUUGUAAACCGCUAAUAGCUCUUGCAAAAAAAGCUCCUAACUUUAAUAAAAAGGAAGAGAUAUUUAUGAUGCUAUGCGAAUAUCAAGUUCCAAUGCUUAGAGCAGCUUGGUUCAUUAAACUUAGUUCAGCUUACACAGUAGCUGUUUCUGAGGCCAAAAUAAAGAAGAGACAAUUACCUGAUCCAACUACAGAAUGGACAGGAACACUCAUUAAGUUUCUAAAGGAUCAACUUUCCAAGCUACAAGAGUAUUAUUAUAUAAAUAUUCAUGGAACAAGUAGCACUAGUAACAAUGGUAUUACAAAUAAUUCUUGUAACGGUAAUGGUUCUGGAAGUAGCAACAAUAACAGCAGCAGUAAUAACAGUGUUAACAAUACUACUACUAAUAAUAAUGGAGUUGCUAAUAAUCCACCGACUACGCCAAAUUCUAAUAACCAAACAACACCUGGGAGUAGCAUGAAUGAAGAACAUAAGUUAGCAUUAAAACAAUGGCAUUAUUGUGUGCAAUUAGCAAAGUAUAUGUUUGAGGAAGGUUUAUUAGAUAGGCAGGAAUUGCUACAGUGGAUUUUAGAAUUAUUAGAUAAAAUUAAAUCGUCUCCAUCAGAAGAUGGUAUUUUAAAGCUCUUAUUGCCACUGGCACUGCAAUAUUUGGAAGAAUUUGUGCAGUCUGAAUUGUUAGCCAGACGUUUGGCAUAUCUAUGUUGUCGUAAAUUGGCGCACAUGUGUAACAAUGUAGAGACCAAUGGAAAUCCUCAAAGUCCGUCCAUAAAUAAAAGCGAUGUUAAUGGUGGGAAAGACACUGCCACUGUUAAUCAAAUACCAAAUCCAUUAACUGCUGCUUUUAAUGAUUACUUGUUAUGUCCACAUCACAGAGAUGUGAUAUAUAGCUUGUCAACGAUUAUACAGGUAAUCACAUUGGAAUGUCCAACAGCAUUGGUAUGGAAUAGUGUUGGAGAAGGGAAAGCUCCUUCUGUAUUAAAUGGUUCUCCUUUGGACUAUUUACCUUGUCCUCCCACAGCUUUACCAUGUCCUCCAGCAAGUGCAACAAAUCCUACAUUAAAACAGCUCAAGAUUGCCCAAGAAAACAUUCGAGCAAGAUCUCAGGCUGCAGAAGGUAAAUGGUCAUGCGACAAAUGGCAGCAAAGCAGUGCUGGAAUAACGACUACGAAAGUGUUGGCUGCUUUGGAUGCUCUGGAUAGGCACAGUUUCGAUAGAAUGGAUUCUACCAAUUCAUUAGAUACACUUUAUGCUAAAAUAUUCAUGUCACCACCGAAGGAUAAUGCCAAUGAACGAGAUUCAAAAACUGAAUAUAAUCCACAACAAGAUUCUGCUGUAGUAGAAAUUUUAUGCGAAUGGGCUGUUAGUGCUGAACGGUGGGGGGAGCAUAGAGCAAUGGCAGUGGCAAAGCUGCUUGAAAAACGGCAGAGUGAAGUAACUGGUGAAACGAAUGAUAACGAUGAUAAAGACAGUGUCUGUAGUAAUGGAAAUCCACCUGUACUUCCAAUCUUUCAACCAUUGCUUAUGAAGUUUUUGGACAUGGAUGCCCCGGUAUUAGAUAAUACUUCAGCUCAAUCAAAAGUUCAGUUCACGAAUUUGGUUCACUUAUUUUCAGAAUUAAUUAGGCACGAUGUGUUUUCACACGAUGCCUACAUGUGCACACUCAUUUCUAGAGGAGAUCUUAUACAAGGUCCCGCAGCAAGCAAGCCUGGAACUCCUAGUAAUCGAGAACCAAUCGAUGAAGAUAGUUUGUUUCCGGGUAUAGACUUAAAGCCAGCAAAGUUAGAGGUUCCAGAUCAUGGAAGAACAAUGGAUUAUGAUGAUAGUAAGAUUGAUGAUGACUUGGACAAGAUAUUGCAACAUAUUAAAGAAGAUCAACAAAACAGUAUGGAUGCUCCUGAUAGUCCUAAAGAGGAUGCAUUAGCUGGGCAUGGUACUCAAGAAGGACUGGAUUCUAAAAUACCAUCCAGUCAUAGUAGACAUUUGUUGUAUACAACACAUUUUCCAUUACCGCAGGAUGAAACAUGCAGUCAACACGAUUGCAAUCAACGACAUGUACUACUUUACGGAGUAGGUAGAGUUAGGGAUGACGCUAGACAUGUUGUCAAGAAGAUGACAAAGGAAGUGUGCAAACUGUUUGGCAAAAAAUUCAGCAUCGAUGUCGCAGAAGGUGGAAAAGUGAAAAAACAUUCCCGUAGCGAAUUUAACUUUGAAGCGAUCACUCUAAAAUUCCAGAACUUAAGUUACUUUGAUCAACAUGUGGUAACGUGGCAGUGCGCGACUCAAGUGAUUGAAAUGUUAAAUACGUUUGCCCUAGCUGGAUCGUCUUACUUGCCAGUGCAAGAGCAUGUAGCUUUCCUCUUUGAUCUAAUGGAGCUAGCUUUAAAUAUAUAUGGUUUAAUAGAUGUUUGUAUUCAAAUUCUAAAAGAGCUCCCAGAGGUUGAGACGCAGUUAACUGUUAGAAAUAGUCAACUGGUUAGAAGUUAUACCACAAGUUUGAGUUUAUAUGUGGUAGGUGUAUUAAGAAGAUAUCAUUGCUGUUUGUUGUUGUCUCCGGAACAGACAACUGCUGUAUUCGAUUUACUGUGUAAAAUUGUAAAGCAUGUAUCCAAUCCUAGCGAUUGUAGUUCUGCUGAGAGAUGCGUACUAGCACAUCUCUACGAUUUGUAUUCGUCUUGUUCGUUAUUGAAAACCAAACCACACGGAGUGGAAGCAUUCAGUAAUGCCUAUCCCAAGAUCCGAACUGCUCUUUACAGCACAUUGCAACCGACGACUUCAAGUCACGUUUAUAAUUCUCAAUUUAUGGUAGAUGUGUUUACUAGCCCAAAGCGCGGCGGGAAGAUCGAACCGCAAUGGGCUAGACAAUUAAAUGAAACGCCGGCUAAUCGUUAUAGUUUCGUUUGCAAUGCGAUUGUUGCAGUGUGCAGCGAAACAGACAACGAUAAACUGAACGAUAUCGCAAUAACUUGUGCAGAACUGACAGCAUGUUGUAACGCGCUCAAUGCUGAGUGGCUUGGAGUUCUCAUGGCGCUUUGUUGUUCGUCGAAUAGCUCUGCUUUUUACAUAGAUGUUUUGAACCAAGUUGAUGUACAAGAUUUAAGCAUACAUAAUUCACUCGCUGUAUUCACAUCAAUUUUAAUUGCGAGACAUUGUUUUUCCUUAGAGGAUUUUGUCGUUCAUAUAGCACUGCCAUCCUUAGUUAAAGCUUGUAACGAGGGCCGUGGAGAUGCAGACAUAGAGGCAGAAGCCGGAGCACGUUUGACAUGUCACUUGCUUCUGCGACUUUUCAAAACAGUCGAAUGUCCUCAGCCAGCUUUGUACUCCGUGAGCACCAGUCCUCAUCCUCUACCCAAUGGAAACUCCAGAGGUUACAGUAUAAAAUUAAGUUGUGAUAGGCACUUGUUAGCAGCUGCUCACAACAACAUUAGGGUUGGCCCCGUCUUAGCUGUACUUAAAGCUAUAUUGGUUGUUGCCGACGCUACUGCUGGCAAACAACCUCCAAAGAAGCCAGACGUGCCGAUGAAUCAUUCGAGCAAAGCUGGUGGACCGGCUAGCGUGGGAGUUGGUGUUGGUGUUAGCACAGGUGGACCAAGUGAAUUAUCGAUUAGUCAUAUCCUCGGUACUAGCGAUAUUCUAGGCGGUGGUGAUGACUUAGGACUCGAUUUAGCUAUGUCAUCAUCUAGCAGCAGUGCUGGCAUGACUUCAGAAAACGUUAAAGGACUGUCAGAUUUUGCACAGCAUGUGCUAAGGCAAAUUUGUAGCCAGGAAUGGGUCUUAGAGAGAUGUUUGCAGAAUCCUGAAGAGCUUUGUCAUCCAGACAUGUUACUCGACAAUAUGUUGACUCCUCGUCAAGCUCAGAGUUUGCUCCACAUGAUCUGUUACCCAGAAACUUCCAAUGAUGCAUUUAUCGAUCAGAAGACUCAUAUCACGAACAUUCUAGAAAAUUUGGAACAGUGGAGUCUGCGAAUGUCCUGGCUCGAUCUGCAGCUCAUGUACAAACAAUUUCCUCCAGGAUCCAGCGAUCUUUCUCAGUGGCUGGAUACAGUUGCUAAAGCUGCAAUCGACGUGUUUCAAUUGAACACCGUGUCUAAUAAACCAGAUAAACGGUCUGGCUCCAUAUGGUUAGUUGCUCCACUGGUUUCAAAAUUACCCAGUGCUGUACAAGGCAGAGUUCUUAAAGUAGCUGGUCAAGUGUUGGAAUCCGGCAAUUGGUCGAAAACAGCAGCCGGUCGUGAGAGGGGUAGAUCAAAAUCGCCGUCUCUUUUCAAUCACCAGCCAUUUCUCUCACUUGUUCUUACUUGUUUGAAAGGUCAAGAUGAUCAAAGAGAAGGACUGUUGAUGUCAUUGCACUCACAACUAUCGCAAUUCUUAAAUAUCAGUAAAGAAGAGAAAAAUUUCGCUACUGAAGAUCCAAAAACGAGAGAGGUGUUACAGGAUGCGCUUCAGUUAAGGUUCAGUCUCGUUGGUGGCGUUUUCGAUACCAUUCAAAGAAACACUACUGUUACUACAGACUGGGCUAUCCUUUUGGUCCAAUUGGUUAGCUACGGUGUUAUAGACUUAAGUAAUAAUUCCGAAUUAUUUACAACUGUCAUAGAUAUGUUGGCAACUCUGAUACAUUCUACCCUUGUCUCGGAUUCGCAAUCCGAAAAAGAUGAGAAUAAGAAGCAUUAUCAAAAUCUGAUGAAGAAGUUGAAGAAGGAACUAGGCGACAGAAAUUCUCAGAGUAUUCGAUAUGUCAGGCAAUUGUUACCGCUGCCAAAACUAACGAUGGAAGUUAUUACCUGUGAACCGGUUGGUUGUUUAACGGACACGAAGGGAAACAAGAUAGCUGGUUUCGAUAGCAUCGAUAAAAAACAGGGUUUGCAAGUAUGUGAUUCGCAAAGAGUAUCAGCAUGGGAGGUACUAGAAGGUCACAAAAAUCCAGCACCCAUAUCUUGGGCUUGGUUCAGAGCGGUGAAACUAGAACGUAAACCCCUAACGUAUCAGAAUGCCCACAAACUGUUACGAUAUCAUACUCACAGUCAAAUUAGAACACCUAGCCACUAUUUGGAUCCACCGCCAUUACCUCCAGAAGAUUUGGAACCAGACAAGAAGGAAUCCGAACCUGGGAAAGCUGAUACUCCUAUGAGCAUUGAUUCUCCUGGAAGAGUACAAGGCACUGUUAGUAGUAGCGGAAUUGGUAGUGCUGUUACCAAUGGUAAAGGAAAAGCUAUGAAAGCCAGAAGACACAGAAGGAGUAAAGGAGCAGCUACACCAACUGCACCAGUAUCACAACAAAUUCAGCAAGCACCAAACCAACUUCAACAGAUGGCGUUUGGAAAUCAACAAGUACCUGUCACCCAACAACCAGGAAUGUUUACUGGUCAACCACCACAACAUCAGCAACAGUGGUAUGCGAAUCAGCAAACUCAUACACCAGCCCAACAAUAUGGAUAUGGACAACAGUUACCACCAACUCCAGUUGGACAAAGAUACGAUAGACCAGGCAUGAACAAUCAGUCUAAACAAGCGCUUUCUCACAUGUUACGUUUACGAUUACCGUCCAAUCAACUGAUGAGCUCCCAACAGCAACCGAAUGCUACACCUGUUGGUGGACCUGGAGCCUUCCAAGGAAUGCAAAGACAACAGUUCAUUAGGCAACAAUUAAGAGCUCAACAUGGAGCCCCUAAUAUGAAUCCACAACAAGGAAUGUUUGCUUCACAGCAACAACAGCAACAACAACCACAGCAACAAGGAAUUUACACCGGAAUACAACAAGGAAUGAACCAAAAUUAUGCAGGAUAUGGAGGACAACAAAUGAUACCACAACAACAACCGCAGCAACAACAGCAACAGGCACCUCAACAAGCGCAACAGCAGCAGCAACUAUUACAACAACAGCAACAAGGUUUAAUGAACCAACAGCAGAACAUGAUGUUUUCCAAUCAACAACAGAUGAUGACACAACGAGGACAGGAAUACAUGCCACAGCAGCGUAUGCAGCCCGGAACUGCUAGGCCACCUUAUCUUCAGGCUCCAAAUGUUACAAUGAAUACGAUGGGUCCGAUGGGAGGUGGAGUUCAAAAUCAACCAGCUCCGCCAUAUAGACAAGCCAGUGGAAAACCUGGUGCUGUUGGAGUGACUGGAGUCGGAACUGCUAAUGUUGGUUUACAACAAAAUCAACAAUUCCAACAGCAAGCAAUCAAUCAACAACGUAUGAGACAACAAAUGCUUGCAAUGCAACAACAACAACAGCAAGCACAGCAACAACAACAAGCUCAGCAACAACAGCAACAACAAGGCAAUGCUGGUGGACAACAGCCGACUCCUCAAAUAGUGACGCAUUUGCAACGGCACUUAAGCCAACCACCGCAACAUUAUCAGCAUCAACCUCCGCCUUAUUAGUAGUUUAAUAUGUACAUAAAUUAAUUGAUACGUUGUACAAGAACAAUUUAUAUGAAGUGUGUAAGUACAUCUGGAUCGCAAGAGUUACAUAACUUAAUUUACAGUAUGAAUGUGUAAAGCGUGCCAUGCCAAAGGCAAUAAAGUGGAAACAAUUUUAGACAUUGGAAGCUGAUUUCCUAUGCAUUUGACUUUCCUAAUAAAUUAUAAUGUAACCAGCAUGAAAUAUAUCCAUGUCGAUUUGUUGAAAUAAUUGUAUAAUUCCUGUACCUGAGAACAAAUAAACUGAUAGCAAAGUCUCUUUUAUAAAAUUAAAUAACGAAAGCUUACACGCGUUUCAAAUAAAAAUUUUUUAUCUGAAACUUCCAAAACCAUGAUAAUUUGCUUUUCUUUACAUUGGGGUCUUGUAUAAAAAAUGCCCUAUACUUAAUUUUUCAAAUAAAGAGUAAUAUAUUAACCCAUAAAUAUAAUAAUCAAUGAAAAAAUACCUAUAAGUGCAAUUCGUUACACACGAGAUGAUCUCUGUGACAGUAUAAGGGCAUAAACAUAGAC